This is a messenger RNA of Empidonax traillii (willow flycatcher), 1438 nucleotides long. RefSeq names its product 1,4-alpha-glucan branching enzyme 1 (gene GBE1). The transcript has 11 exons. The annotation marks the transcript as partial. Gene Ontology annotation, biological process: glycogen biosynthetic process. Gene Ontology annotation, cellular component: cytoplasm. The record is from RefSeq and is a predicted model, not a curated record. Lineage: Eukaryota; Metazoa; Chordata; Aves; Passeriformes; Tyrannidae. Gene Ontology annotation, molecular function: hydrolase activity, hydrolyzing O-glycosyl compounds; 1,4-alpha-glucan branching enzyme activity.
GGCUGGCCCUGCGGCGGGGACAUGGCCGCCGCCGGCAAGGAGCCCCCGCAGCUGCAGCGGCUGCUGGAGCGGGACCCCUACCUGGCGCCCUUCCGGACCGACUUCCAGCGCAGGUAUUCUCUCUUUUACAACCACUUGAAGAACAUUGAGGAAUGUGAAGGAGGCCUUGAUGAAUUUACAAAGAGUUACAAAACCUUUGGAGUUAACCAGCUUCUGGAAGGUGGAAUAUAUUGCAGGGAGUGGGCCCCAGGAGCAGAAGCGGUGUUUCUUGCAGGUGACUUCAAUGGCUGGAAUCCUUUUUCCCAUCCAUAUAAGAAGUUGGAAUAUGGGAAGUGGGAGUUGUUCAUUCCACCUAGAGAAGAUGGUUGUCCUGCUGUGCCCCAUGGAUCAAAGCUAAAGGUGGUGAUUCGUGCUCAGAACGGCGCCCUCCUCUAUCGUAUUUCACCUUGGGCAAGAUAUGUAGUCCGUGAUGAAGACAAAGUGAAUUAUGAUUGGGUGCACUGGAAUCCACCACAGUCAUAUAUACAUAAGCAUCCUUCCCCCAAGAGGUUAAAAAGCCUAAGAAUCUAUGAAUCUCACGUGGGGAUUGCUUCCCCAGAAGGCAAAGUAGCUUCUUAUAAAAACUUCACACACAAUGUAUUACCCAGAAUAAAGGAUCUCGGAUAUAACUGUGUCCAGCUGAUGGCUAUUAUGGAACAUGCAUACUAUGCCAGUUUUGGUUAUCAGGUCACAAGUUUCUUUGCAGCAUCAAGCCGCUACGGAACUCCAGAUGACCUGAAGGAGAUGAUUGAUGUCGCUCACUCCAUGGGCAUCACGGUUCUGCUGGAUGUUGUGCACAGCCACGCCUCAAAAAACUCGGAGGAUGGUCUCAACCAGUUUGAUGGGACGGAUUCCUGCUUCUUCCAUUCUGGCUAUAGAGGAAACCAUCAGCUCUGGGAUAGCAGGCUCUUUGACUAUGCAAACUGGGAAGUCUUGAGGUUCCUUCUGUCUAAUUUGAGGAUGUGGAUUGAAGACUAUCGCUUUGAUGGGUUCCGCUUUGACGGUGUUACAUCUAUGUUGUAUCACCAUCAUGGGAUUGGCACAGGGUUCAGUGGAGAUUACAAUGAGUAUUUUGGCCUACACGUGGAUGAAGAUGCUUUGUGCUAUCUGAUGCUGGCCAAUCACAUGAUUAAGUUCUUGCAUCCGGAAUGCAUAACCAUAGCAGAGGAUGUUUCUGGAAUGCCAGCACUUUGUCGUCCUGUCGAAGAGGGAGGAGGGGGCUUUGAUUAUCGACUGGCCAUGGCUAUCCCGGACAAGUGGAUACAGAUAAUUAAAGAGCUGAAAGAUGAAGACUGGAAUAUGGGCAAUAUUGUGCAUACGUUAACAAACAGACGGCAUGAAGAAAAAUACAUUGCUUAUGCAGAGAGUCAUGACCAGGUAUUAUAUCUGUAUAUAAGAA